AUGGCCGUGUUGAACCUUUCUCCUCUGCUAGUACUUGCGCUCCUGGCACGCACGUUUGCCAAACCUACAAAUGACGCUCCGAAGAACGACAUUGUUGAUCUCGGAUACGCUCAGCAUAUCCCUACAUACCAUAACACAACCAUUUCUGGGCAUAAAGUCAAAAUCUACAAGAAUAUUCGCUUCGCCAACGCGCCAACGGGUAACCUACGCUUUCGGGCACCAGACACCAAACUCCCCAAAGUACACGGUGUCCAGGAUGGUAAAGUGCCUUGGGCGAGCACAGCUUGCAUCGCCUCUGCGCCGGGUUAUAUUCCGUAUCCCGAAAUCAACGGAACGACAUGGGGCCGAGAAGACUGUUUGUUUCUGGAUGUCUAUGUGCCCGAAGGGGUGAAUCCAGGUGACGAUGUUCCUGUGCUGCACAACUUUUUUGGCAGCGCAUACGCUUUUGGAAGCAAGGAUAUUAUGUUCUCGCCCAUGGGCCUGUUUGAUAGAAUGUUUCGGGACCAUGCUGACAAGUUCAUAUUCGUUUCAAACAAUUAUAGAAACUGUCGCCAAAGACUGGGGAUGCCUGGCUGGACGUAUGCUGAAGGUGAGGAUAUGGACGGCAAUGUUGGCAUGCUCGACUGUCUUGCCGCAGCAGAAUGGACCUCCAAAUACAUCAAAGAUUUCGGAGGUGACGGCAAACGCAUCACAACCAUUGGGCAGAGCGCUGGGGCCGGUAUGAUAUACUAUCUGAUGGUCGCAUAUGCGGGUCGUCGCAAGCUCCCAUUCCAACAGGCGUACUUGUCAUCACCUGCUGCGCCUCCGAAGCGAAAUGUUACCGAGCGACAGAAGGAGUUGUUCAACCUAGUGCUCAAGACUGCAAAUUGCACAACUCUGCGGUGUUUACGAUCAGUUCCUGAAGAAACCAUGAUAGGAAUCAACGAUCAACUAAUUAACCAGAUGCCUUCACAGAGUGGCGGCGGCCAGAUAGGCCCGCUCCAUGGUUUCGGUCCUGCGCCCGACGGCAAAAUCAUCCCAGAUCUGCCACUGGCCAUGCUGAGAAGGGGCGAAUUUUACAAAGGGCUGAAUGCUUUGAUCUUAGGUAGUAUGGCGCUCGAAGGGAUGGGAACAUCGCACGACACUGGUUUGCCAGGCUAUUUCCCCAUCAUGGUACGACAGCAACUGCCGUAUGCAAGCAGCGAAACCAUCAAAAUGCUGCAAGAUGAAUAUCAUGAUGCCAGCAAGGUUUCAAAGAUGGCAUGGGAUUGGACCACGGAUAUUGUGUUCGCUUGCAAUGCGAACAAUCUUGCCAAUUCUUUGCCGAGCCUAGCAAGAAGGUAUAUAAUGUCUACCCCACCGGCUGUGCAUGGACAGGAUCUGGACUACUUCUUUAACAACGAGGACAUCGCGCCUGUUAAUAAUACAGAGCUAGUAAACGGCUUCCAGAGACGACUGCUCAAUUUUGUCAAUGGCCAAAAGAUGGAUUGGCCGGUUUGGGGUUCGGUCAAAGAGAUGUAUAAUAUCACAGACGAGUUUGAGGGGACAACUUUGCCCAGGAAGCUGAUGAAGCGGUGCGACUUGUUGAACCAGCUCAUUCUCGACCCUGCUAACGGCGCUUGA
Molecule: messenger RNA, 1602 nt
Organism: Metarhizium brunneum ARSEF 3297
Lineage: Eukaryota; Fungi; Ascomycota; Sordariomycetes; Hypocreales; Clavicipitaceae
Source: RefSeq, a predicted model, not a curated record